GAGCGGGGGCCGGGCCCCGGGCAGGCGCUGGCCGUCCCCACCAUGGCUCUGCGGCGGGUGCUGGGGCUGGGGGGGGCCCUGGGGCGCCGGAGCUGCUGCUCCAAGCGCCCGCUGCCCCCCGACUUCGUGGAGGCCCUGAGGGCGGUGGUCGGGGGCCCCAACAUCUCCACGGCCAUGGCAGUGCGCGAGCAGCACGGCCACGACGAGUCCAUGCACGUCUGCGCCCCGCCGGACGCCGUGGUGUGGCCCCAGGCGGUGGGGCAGGUGCAGGAGCUGGCGGCGCUCUGCUACCGCUGCCGCGUGCCCAUGGUGCCCUUCGGCACCGGCACCGGCCUCGAGGGCGGCGUCAACGCCGUGCAGGGCGGCGUCUGCUUCGACCUGAGCCGCAUGGACGCCAUCGCGGAGCUGAGCCUCGAGGACUUCUCGGUGACGGUGGAGCCCGGCGUCACCCGCAAGGCCCUCAACAGCCACCUGCGUGGCACCGGGCUCUGGUUCCCCGUCGACUCCAGGGCAGACACCUCGCUGUGUGGCAUGGCAGCCAUGGGUGCCUCGAGCACUAACGUGGUGUGCUACAGCACCAUGCAGCCCCAUGUGCUUAAGCUGUGUGUGGUGCUGCCGGAUGGGUGCCUGCUCCACACUGCCAGCCUUGGACCCAGACUGUGGGCACUGGGACUCCGGGCUGGUGGGGGCUGCAGGGGCACCCACUCACUGGCCCCUCACAGGAAGCAGGCUGCCAGGUGA
Harpia harpyja (harpy eagle) is the source of this 741-nucleotide messenger RNA. Its product is annotated as probable D-lactate dehydrogenase, mitochondrial. The record is from RefSeq and is a predicted model, not a curated record. Gene Ontology annotation, biological process: lactate catabolic process. NCBI's taxonomy places the organism in Eukaryota, Metazoa, Chordata, Aves, Accipitriformes, Accipitridae. Gene Ontology annotation, cellular component: mitochondrion. Gene Ontology annotation, molecular function: D-lactate dehydrogenase (NAD+) activity; FAD binding; D-lactate dehydrogenase (cytochrome) activity.